Plutella xylostella (diamondback moth) is the source of this 517-nucleotide messenger RNA. RefSeq names its product DNA-directed RNA polymerase II subunit RPB11 (gene Rpb11). Lineage: Eukaryota; Metazoa; Arthropoda; Insecta; Lepidoptera; Plutellidae. The record is from RefSeq and is a predicted model, not a curated record. Gene Ontology annotation, molecular function: protein dimerization activity; DNA binding. Gene Ontology annotation, cellular component: RNA polymerase II, core complex. Gene Ontology annotation, biological process: transcription by RNA polymerase II.
UCUGUGGUUUGGUGGUUUGUUUGUGUUUGGUUACGAGACGAGAGGUUAUUCUUCGUUAUUAUCAAUAAACUGAAAAAUUAUAAUAAAAAAUGAACGCUCCACCUACCUUCGAAUCUUUCCUUCUUUAUGACGGAGAAAAGAAGGUUCAGAAGGAAGAGGACACUAAAGUUCCAAAUGCCGCUAUAUUUACAGUCAACAAAGAAGACCACACUCUGGGAAACAUGAUCAGACACCAGCUGUUAAAGGACCCAAAGGUGUUGUUUGCCGGUUACAAGGUGCCCCAUCCACUUGAGCACAAGUUCGUCCUCCGCAUACAAACCACAUCCGACUACACACCGCAGGAAGCAUUCAUGAACGCUAUCACUGAUUUAACCUCUGAGCUGUCACUGUUUGAGGAGAGAUUUAAGGAAGCAAUCAAAGAAAAGAAGGAAGGAUUAGACUAAAAUAUGAAUUGAAAUCUUAAUUAAGUGAUAUUUUAUACUGUAAGUCAAUAAUAAUAAUAAAGUCCAAGAAAAGA